CUUCAGCGUCCCGCUCGCUUGGAGAGAGGUACCUCUCCUCUUCCCUCUCCCUCUCCUUAAGAGUUGUCUGCUGGUUCUCAGCUUGAAGAAGAUUCUACAGUCCUUAUUGAUCCUUUUUCUUGGCGUUACCAUUUUUUGAAGCAAAGUUAACCUAGUUUUCUAGUUUGAGCUUUCUUUUUGGCCAUCUUCUAAAAAAAUUUUUUUUAAUCUAUAAACUAGACAAGAGAUAGUUCUACAAUGUCCAAGUCAUUCCAGCAGUCAUCUCUCGGUAGGGACUCGCAGGGUCAUGGGCGUGACCUGUCUGCAGCAGGAAUAGGCCUUCUUGCUGCUGCUACCCAGUCUUUAAGUAUGCCAGCAUCUCUUGGAAGGAUGAACCAGGGUACUGCACGCCUUGCUAGUUUAAUGAAUCUUGGAAUGAGUUCUUCAUUGAAUCAACAAGGAGCUCAUAGUGCACUGUCUUCUGCUAGUACUUCUUCCCAUAAUUUGCAGUCUAUAUUUAACAUUGGAAGUAGAGGUCCACUCCCUUUGUCUUCUCAACACCGUGGAGAUGCAGACCAGGCCAGUAACAUUUUGGCCAGCUUUGGUCUGUCUGCUAGAGACUUAGAUGAACUGAGUCGUUAUCCAGAGGACAAGAUUACUCCUGAGAACUUGCCCCAAAUCCUUCUACAGCUUAAAAGAAGGAGAACUGAAGAAGGCCCUACAUUGAGUUAUGGUAGAGAUGGCAGAUCUGCUACACGGGAGCCACCAUACAGAGUACCUAGGGACGAUUGGGAAGAAAAGAGGCACUUUAGAAGAGAUAGUUUUGAUGAUCGUGGUCCUAGUCUCAACCCAGUGCUUGAUUAUGACCAUGGAAGUCGUUCUCAAGAAUCUGGUUAUUAUGACAGAAUGGAUUAUGAAGAUGACAGAUUAAGAGAUGGAGAAAGGUGUAGGGAUGAUUCUUUUUUUGGUGAGACCUCGCAUAACUAUCAUAAAUUUGACAGUGAGUAUGAGAGAAUGGGACGUGGUCCUGGCCCCUUACAAGAGAGAUCUCUCUUUGAGAAAAAGAGGGGCGCUCCUCCAAGUAGCAAUAUUGAAGACUUCCAUGGACUCUUACCGAAGGGUUAUCCCCAUCUGUGCUCUAUAUGUGAUUUGCCAGUUCAUUCUAAUAAGGAGUGGAGUCAACAUAUCAAUGGAGCAAGUCACAGUCGUCGAUGCCAGCUUCUUCUUGAAAUCUACCCAGAAUGGAAUCCUGACAAUGAUACAGGACACACAAUGGGUGAUCCAUUCAUGUUGCAGCAAUCUACAAACCCAGCACCAGGAAUUCUGGGACCUCCGCCUCCCUCAUUUCAUCUUGGGGGACCAGCAGUUGGACCAAGAGGAAAUCUGGGUGCUGGAAAUGGAAACCUGCAAGGACCAAGACACAUGCAAAAGGGCAGAGUGGAAACUAGCCGAGUUGUUCACAUCAUGGAUUUCCAGCGAGGGAAAAACUUGAGAUAUCAACUAUUACAGCUGGUGGAACCAUUUGGAGUUAUUUCAAAUCAUCUGAUUCUAAAUAAAAUUAAUGAGGCAUUUAUUGAAAUGGCAACCACAGAAGAUGCUCAGGCUGCAGUGGAUUAUUAUACAACCACACCAGCAUUAGUAUUUGGCAAGCCAGUGAGAGUUCAUUUAUCCCAGAAGUAUAAAAGAAUAAAGAAACCUGAAGGGAAACCAGACCAGAAGUUUGAUCAAAAACAAGAGCUUGGACGUGUGAUACAUCUCAGCAAUUUACCUCAUUCUGGCUAUUCUGACAGUGCUGUCCUCAAGCUUGCUGAGCCUUAUGGGAAAAUUAAGAAUUAUAUACUGAUGAGGAUGAAAAGUCAGGCCUUUAUUGAGAUGGAGACCAGAGAAGAUGCAAUGGCAAUGGUUGACCACUGUUUGAAAAAGGCCCUUUGGUUUCAAGGGAGAUGUGUAAAAGUUGACCUGUCUGAAAAAUACAAAAAAUUGGUACUCAGGAUUCCCAACAGAGGCAUUGACUUACUGAAAAAAGAUAAGUCCCGGAAAAGAUCUUACUCUCCAGAUGGCAAAGAAUCUCCAAGUGAUAAGAAAUCCAAAACUGAUGGUUCCCAGAAGACUGAAAGUACAACCGAAGGUAAAGAACAAGAAGAGAAAUCAGGAGAAGAUGGUGAAAAAGAUACAAAGGAUGACCAGGCAGAACAAGAACCUAACAUGCUUCUUGAAUCUGAAGAUGAGCUACUUGUAGAUGAAGAAGAAGCAGCAGCACUGCUAGAAAGUGGCAGUUCAGUGGGAGAUGAGACAGAUCUUGCUAAUUUAGGAGAUGUGGCAUCUGAUGGGAAAAAGGAACCUUCAGACAAAGUUGUGAAAAAAGAUGCAAAUGCGAGUGCUUCAGCAACUGCGAAGAAAAAGCUUAAAAAGGUGGACAAGAUCGAGGAACUUGACCAAGAAAAUGAAGCAGCGUUGGAAAAUGGAAUUAAAAAUGAGGAAAAUACAGAACCAGGUGCUGAAUCUGCUGAGAAUGCUGAUGAUCCCAACAAAGAUACAAGUGAAAACGCAGAUGGCCAAAGUGAUGAAAACAAGGAGGACUAUACAAUCCCAGAUGAGUAUAGAAUUGGACCAUAUCAGCCCAAUGUUCCUGUUGAAAUUUCUGAAUAAAUUGGCAGAAGAACGCAGGCAGAAGAAGGAAGCUUAAGAUGUGCAAGAAGCUUAAUGAUUUCAAAGAAAAUAAUGGUUCUUUGUUUUUAAAUGUUAACCUUUUUUAAAUACAAUACAGAUAGUUAGAAGAAAACUAUUGUACUCUUUUGUUAUAGUGGAAAAAUAAUAGACGUCUGUUCAUGUGUUAAGUGUUAUAGCAAAAAUACAUAUACGGUUAAGUUAAUGAAGAAUUGUUUUUGUUUUAUCAAAAUGGUAACAGACAGAAAUACUUGGUAGAGACUGACUUCAUAUGCUACUUAAGACACUUGCAUCACUAAGAAAGAUACGUAGAAACAUUCAGAGAAAUGAAAUUAGUAGUUCCAAGCUUCAAAGAAAUGUCAAAACUUUUGAUUCCAUUCAAUAAAGAACAAAACCAAUUGUAUUUUUAUUACUUUCAUCUGAAACAUUCCACAUUUUAAUCUGAGCCUUUCAGACUUUUCAUUUGCAGUUCGAAGCAUUUUUGGUUUUGUUUCAUUUUUUGAGAACGUCAUUAAUGUGAGAUUGGUAAUUAAAAUGCAGGUGCAGUUUUCUUUUAAUGUCAUGCUGUUUAGGUAAUAAGAAAUAUUAAGUAAUUGGCUUUAGAUUUUGUAAUUUUUUCCCUAAGUUCCUGCUAGAUUUCGUAUUCUAGUAGUCAAUGUAUUUUUCAGUGAAAUGUAAAAAUAUUCCCAUUCUCUUUGACCAGUAUUAAUUUCUUGAGAUAUUGCUUGUCACUUGAAUCCUGUAGCUGUCAUACAUCUGGUAUAAGCACAUUUGAUUUUUGAAGUGUGUAGACCAUCUCUUCAUAUUUUCAAGAUGUAAUUUUACAUUUCUGCAUUUUAAAAACAGUUUGGCCAUAAUCUUAGACGCACGCUUCUAAUUCAUAUACUGCAUAUGUGACCUUUGUGAACAGAAAUUUGCAUGUAUAAUCUGUGUUUACUUGUAACUUUCUGGUUAUAUACGGCUUAUAUCUGUGGAUUCAAGUUUCUGAA
This is a messenger RNA of Balaenoptera musculus (blue whale), 3635 nucleotides long. Its product is annotated as matrin-3-like. The record is from RefSeq and is a predicted model, not a curated record. The transcript has a single exon. The coding region runs from base 238 to 2628 and encodes 796 amino acids. Gene Ontology annotation, cellular component: nucleus. Lineage: Eukaryota; Metazoa; Chordata; Mammalia; Artiodactyla; Balaenopteridae. Gene Ontology annotation, molecular function: zinc ion binding; RNA binding.